AUGAAUCUGCAUUUUAAGAAACUGGACAGGCUACCGACUGAUUACAAGUAUAUUCUCAAAUGGACUGAUGCAUACGCGCAUUAUAUGACGCCGUUGAAAAGGAACCACCAAAAUGUUUUCGUUGAUUCCAAUUGCUCGUUCGUCAAUUGCUAUCUAACGACCGAUAGGCGUCUUCUCUCCGACGUCAGGCACUUCGAUGCUAUUUUGUUCGACGUCGAAAAUAAUUGGGACUUCCAUCCCCUAAUUAGAAGUCCUUACCAGAAGUUUAUAUUCGUUGCAAUAGAAUCAGCAGCAAGCUAUCCUCUAUGCUACAAGGGUUGGGAUAACUACUUCAACCUCACUUGGACGUAUAGACUGGACUCUGAUAUCCGCUGGUCGUAUAUUACUGUUCUGGACAAAAAUGGUACGGUUGUUGGUCCAAAAGUAGACAUGAAUUGGGUUGACCCAAUGGAUCCUGCUCCAGAAAGUGUAAUGAAGGUCAUAAAAGGGAAGAAUAAGACGGCAGCUUGGUUUGUCUCUCAUUGCAAGUCCAAGGGCAAGAGAGAGGAUUACGUGGAUAAGUUGCAAGCUGCUCUAAGGAAGUAUGGGUUGGAAGUUGACAUAUUCGGAUGGUGCGGAAAACUCCAGUGCACCAAAGAUCGGCUGUCAGAUUGUCUGAAAAUCGUGGAGCAGGAAUAUUUCUUCUAUCUGGCAUUUGAGAAUUCCCUCGCGGAGGACUAUGUGACUGAGAAGCUGCUGUAUGCUGUGCAUCAUCACACUGUUCCUAUUGUUUAUGGUGGCGCUAACUACUCACGAUUCCUUCCCCCAGGCUCGUAUAUAAACGCGAGGGAGCAUGAACCUAGGAUUGUUGCUUCUAUGAUGCAUAAGGCUAUCAACAAUCCUCAAGUUUACGAGGAUUAUUUUCGGUGGCAUAACUACUACACAUACAAGCGCUCGCCUGAAGACACUGACGUUUGCAAUCUGUGCGAGCGUCUCAACGAGCCCUUGACAUUUAGAGCUGUGAAAAACCUAAGAAAGUGGUGGCUGGAGGAUUAUGAAAAAGUUUGCAAGGUCGAAGUACUAAAAAACAACACUGAGAAGCGUAAGAGUUUGCGAGUCAACCCUGCUAGCGUGUGCCAUACUAGAUAA
Messenger RNA from Ostrinia nubilalis (European corn borer), 1128 nucleotides. RefSeq names its product alpha-(1,3)-fucosyltransferase C-like. The record is from RefSeq and is a predicted model, not a curated record. Gene Ontology annotation, cellular component: membrane. Lineage: Eukaryota; Metazoa; Arthropoda; Insecta; Lepidoptera; Crambidae. The coding region runs from base 1 to 1128 and encodes 375 amino acids. Gene Ontology annotation, molecular function: fucosyltransferase activity. The transcript has 4 exons.